This is a messenger RNA of Tuber aestivum (summer truffle), 2987 nucleotides long. Lineage: Eukaryota; Fungi; Ascomycota; Pezizomycetes; Pezizales; Tuberaceae. The record is from the annotation of a GenBank genome assembly.
UACAACACUGCACCCUGAGGCGGCCCUCGAUUGAGAAUCGUCUUGCGCGUCAACAUCUCGGCAACCUUUUGCCAGAAGUCCUCCAGAGAGGGGCUGCAACCUCCCUCAACCCCCGGGCCAAGCCCCCGUUUCUUAAUUCUCUCAUCCGUUCCCUUUCCCUUCCCUUCCUUUUCCCUUUCUCUCCGAGAAUUCAUUGUAUCAUACCUAUCGUACAUUCUCCCUCAAUUCCUCCUUCUUUUCCGGUGUCUCUCGUUCACUGGAUAAACAUUGCACCUUCGCUCUCUGCCCUCUAUCACUCCUUCACCGCUGCCCUCCUUCUCACCCGUCCCCGAGCCAAGGCGGUUUCAUCAACGCUUGCUCUUCACCCGCUUUCUUGGCCCUGUCGUCACUUCUCUUGGCCAACCCCUGAGUGCGUCAAUCGAACUUCCCAAUUUACACGUCUUCCAACUGACAGGACGGACCCAAUUUCCCACCAAUAAGAAAUAUUUGGUGGGCUAAGACAAACAAUUAUGUGGGUCCGAUCGCUCGCUUCGGCGGCUCUCAUGGCCGGUUCUCUCCUUUCCACCGCCUCUGCCGCAGAUCUUGAUCCUAUUGUUAUCAAAGGGAGUAGUGAGUAUUGGGAUUCCGGGUUUGGCCUUUUGUCGUGAAGGAUUUGGGACUGAUUUCGGUUUAGAAUUUUUCUUCAAGUCUAAUGGCACUCAAUUGUGAGUGUUUUGAGCUGUUCCCUUCUCAUGGUGGAUGGGACUGACAAUUGAAUAUAGCUUCAUGAAGGGUGUUGCCUAUCAGGCCAGCCCUACGAACAGCACUUCUGGAACUUUUAUAGAUCCGCUGGCGGAUGAGGCUGGAUGCAAGCGGGACAUUCCCUUGCUCCAGGAGCUUGGCACGAAUACAAUUCGUGUCUAUGCCAUCAAUACCACCUCGGACCAUUCGGCCUGCAUGAAAUUGCUGAACGAUGCUGGAAUUUACGUGGUCAGUGAUUUGUCUGAGCCGACAUUGUCCAUCAACCGCAAUUCUCCUGAAUGGGACGACAGGAUUUUCGAACGUUAUACCUCGGUCGUCGAUGCGCUAGCCCCCUACGCCAACAUUCUGGGAUUCUUUGCGGGUAACGAGGUUUCCAACGAGGCGAACAACACCAAUGCGUCGCCUUUUGUCAAAGCGGCCAUUCGUGAUAUGAAAGCCUACAUCAAGAAAUCUAACUAUCGCGCCAUCCCCGUUGGAUAUGCCACCAACGACGAUCAAAAAAUCAGAUCCGAGCUCGCGGAUUACUUUAACUGUGGCAGCAGUAGUGAAUCGGCCGACUUCUGGGGCUAUAACAUCUACUCCUGGUGCGGUAACAGCUCAUACACAGAGUCCGGCUACGAUCAGCGCACCAAGGAAUUUGAGAACUACAGCAUCCCCUCUUUCUUUGCUGAGUAUGGGUGCAAUGUGAGCUCGGUUGGGAUUCAUAUCUUGUGCAUGUUAGACUGACGUGAAUGUAGGUGGUUCAACCCCGAGUGUUCACCGAGGUCGGGGCUCUCUAUGGUUCCCAGAUGACGCCCAUCUUUUCGGGAGGAAUUGUUUACAUGUACCACCAGGAAGCUAAUGAUUAUGGUGUUUCCCGAUGACUCUUUCAUACAUUGCCGUCGUCUCUGCUAACUUCUCCAAAGGUCUGGUUGAAAUUGGCGGCGGUGGGACAGCUACGAAGUUGGUUGACUACAACAAUCUCAAGUCCGAGCUCGCAAAGGUCUCCCCGAGCGGUGUUCAGAGCAAUAGCUAUAAUCCAACGAAUACUGCUGCUCGCCCCUGCCCAACCGCCGAUUCUAACUGGUCAGCCUCGACCGUGCUCCCACCAACCCCUAACAGGGAGCUCUGCUCAUGCAUGGUAUCGUCUCUGGGUUGUGUUGCCGCCACAAAAGUGCAAGAGAAGGACACGGGAGAAUUGUUCAACUACAUUUGCGGAGAGGCUAAGACCGAUUGCACUGGAAUCACCGCCAAUGGCACUACAGGAGAGUAUGGCGCAUAUUCCAUGUGCAGCCCUCUUGAACGUGUUUCUUGGGCUAUGAAUGCCGUACGUGCAUUACCUUUGGCUAUGGCGCCCUGAAGCCUGCUAAUGAGUGGACGAGAAACAGUACUAUACAAAACAAAAGAAAGCCUCGGAUUCUUGCGACUUUGACGGAAGCGCAAAGACUCAAACCCCGGCCACUGCCUCGGGCACUUGCAAAUCCCUCCUCUCUGAGGCCGGAGGAACUGCAGGAACUGGCACCGUCACAUCCUCACCCAAUAGCUCGGGAACCGGAACCAAGGGGGCAGCUGUCGGUCUCACUAUUCCAGCGUUUCAGGUUGGUGCCGUCAAGAUCGGUGCUGGGUUGUUUGCGGCCGCUCUGGGUGGUGCAGCCUUAGUUUUUGUAUAGAUUAUAGUCCUUUCCCCCUCUCAAAAUAGGCGGUGAAUACCAGGUCCUAAUGUUUCCUUUCUUUCUUUCUUUCUUUUUCUAUAUAUUUGCCUGCAGAGGCAUCAGGGUUUGUCGGGGGACGAAGGCCAUGUAAAAAGAAAAGAAGGAAAAAAAAGCGGGGUUGAGCUGGACCUUGGUACGGGACGGGAACUAGACUGAGAUGUUCAGAGGCCAAAGCGGGCAAAACUAAUGAUCUGCGUUUGGUAGGGUAGGGUAGGGUAGUUUUUGCUUGAACAGUUUGUUUUGAUUCUUUUCACCAUACGAUAUCUUUGUAGGCUAAGGCUGAAUAAUGCACUUUACAAUAAUGUCAUUUGAAACGUGCAGUCCCGUAUUGCACUUUUCCGGAUAUCCGGGGCGACCAUUGGAUACCGGUAUGAUGCAGCGCUCAAUUGGAUGGAAAUCUAUGGACAGCUCGAGAGACAGCUCUCAGCAGCCCUAUCUUCCGAGCACAAGCUGCCGCCGCAAGAGCUGAGCACUGACGUCAACCCAAUGACGAGCGAGAAUGGAGGUGAGCAAUCUCGCGGCGGCGAGGUUGCAGCAAUGCAGGCGCGAAUGUGA